AUGUUAGUGACUCUCGGUUCGCUAUUUCUCCUCAAAGAGAGCGUGGAACAACUGCUUGAAGAGUCUGAAGUGAACGGAGAUUUCAUGCUGCCGUUUGCUGCCACGCUGGCGCUUCUCACGCAGCUUUUAGUUGUAUAUGGCGUGCACAACGAGGAACUGUCGAACGUAGUCAUGGCGUCUGGUUCCAGCUGGUUACAGGAAAACGUAGCCGAUUUCGGUCGCUCAAUGAGCAGGUAUAUUCCAGGUCUCAGCCAGCUACUAUUGCCUCGCGUUAACCCCAUUUCGCUCCUGUCCGUUCUUGGUUGGCUCUUCUGUAUAAUCGACAAAAUAUUCAUCGACUUUUACAAGCUGUCCAUAUAUGACUCGUUCCUUGGACUAGCACUGACAUUCAUGGUUGUCGGUACAAUGUAUCCGCUGGCGGUGUAUACGGGCUGCAUAUUGCUGCAGACCAGUCCAACGCACAUCCUCCCGCAGCUGGACAAAUGCCUUCGCGAGGCUGGCACACUGGACGGCGUUUUGGAGAUCGCAGAAAGUCACUUUUGGCAGCUAUCUCUGACGAAAAUGGCCGGCUCGGUUACGAUUCGAGUUCGACGCGACGCGGACGAACAGCUUGUUCUGGCACACGUGACCGACAAGCUUUAUCCUUUUGUUAUUGAUCUGACCGUCCAGAUUAACAAAGAUACGCAUUGGAAGCAGCCUCUCUAA
Messenger RNA from Soboliphyme baturini, 705 nucleotides. NCBI's taxonomy places the organism in Eukaryota, Metazoa, Nematoda, Enoplea, Dioctophymatida, Soboliphymatidae. The record is from the annotation of a GenBank genome assembly.